UAUCAGGGCCAGUGGAUGGGUGGGAUGAGGCAUGGAUAUGGCGUGCGCCAGAGUGUUCCGUACGGCAUGGCCACUGUGAUCCAGUCCCCGCUACGUACCUCCUUGGCAUCCCUGCGCUCCGAGCAGAGUAACGGCUCCGUGCUCCAGGAUCACUCCGGUGACACGCCGGCCGGCGGCCGCGGCGGGUUCGUCCUCAACUUCCACUCGGACGGCGAAGUGGUCACCGGGAAGAAGAAGAGGGGUCUGUUUCACGGGUCGCUGUUCGGGAGCCUCCGUCGGCUACACAAGUCCGAAUCGAAGUCGUCCAUCUCCAGCAAGAGGAGUUCGGCACACAGCGACGCCGCUAUGAGCCGCAUCAGCUCCUCCGACGCGGACGCCAACUCCACCGUCUCCCUGGGCGACGGAGAGCUGCCGGAAGAGGACUUGCUGUUGGAGGAUCACGUGGACGCCACCACCACCGAGACGUACACGGGGGAGUGGAAGAACGACAAGCGCAACGGGUUCGGCGUCAGCGAACGUUCCAACGGGAUGAAGUACGAGGGGGAGUGGCUGAACAACAAGCGCCACGGUUACGGGUGCACCACCUUCCCCGAGGGGAACAAGGAAGAGGGGAAGUACAAGAAUAACGUGUUGGUUCGUGGAAUAAGGAAGCAGCUGAUCCCGCUAAAGAACCCCAAAACCAAAGAGAAGGUGGACCGGGCCGUGGAGGGGGCGCGGAGGGCAGGGGCCACCUCCAGGACGAAAGUGGAAAUAGCAGCUUCCAGGUAGGUUGUUGAGGUGUGUGAAUGUGUGUGUGUGAAUGUGUGUGUGUGUGAAUGUGUGUGUGUGCAUGUGUGAGAGAGAGAGAGAAAGACAGAAUGAGUGUUCCACCUGUAAAAACACACUCUAUGCAGCAUUCAGAUACGCAAGAUCAAAGCCCUUCCUACAUUCCCAUUCUGCCUGAUAUGA
Molecule: messenger RNA, 948 nt
Organism: Oncorhynchus gorbuscha (pink salmon)
Lineage: Eukaryota; Metazoa; Chordata; Actinopteri; Salmoniformes; Salmonidae
Product: junctophilin-1-like
Exons: 1
Coding region: 16-768 (250 amino acids)
Cellular component (GO): endoplasmic reticulum membrane; sarcoplasmic reticulum; plasma membrane
Source: RefSeq, a predicted model, not a curated record